Klebsormidium nitens is the source of this 570-nucleotide messenger RNA. The record is from the annotation of a GenBank genome assembly. Lineage: Eukaryota; Viridiplantae; Streptophyta; Klebsormidiophyceae; Klebsormidiales; Klebsormidiaceae.
AUGGAGAACGGGACGUCCAAUAGCUGGCUGGCACAUGUUGCGCUUUUCAUUCCAGCUGUGCCUCAACCACAUCCAUGCAAGUUUCAACCCUUGAAGAAUGCAGCCUUCGGCUCCUGGUUGAAAAGCAGUGGCUGCGCUUCGAUUACGCUGACAAGAGGUUUGCAUCCUCAGGGUAGCCAACUGUCAAUCCAUCUCAAAGGUCAACUCCUGGUUGCUUUCGAGGUCAAAGGUGCGGAGAAAGAGGUCGCUCGAUUCUGCUUGUACAUGGCGACGGCACGGUACGCUCGCGUGCGCUUCCAGUGGUUUGAGAAAGCUUUUGUGAAGCAGCUUUUCGUCUCCAGUGCCAGCGGUCUCAAGAGUGUGUUUAGUGCGUACUUCGUUUGUCAGAAAGACUGUGCUUUACUUUCAGACUGCCGAAAGCGCAGCCGACUUCUGGAGGACUUUGAAGGAGACCUUCUGCAACGACCAUUCGCGGCACGAGCGGAUGGCAAUUCUCACGAAGCCGGGAUCUCGUCCCAGUCGGCAGUCAACAGCAACUCUGGAUCGCCGCAGAAGUUGGCGCAGGUAUAG